AGGAAACCGGGUAUUCGGUCGGCGGACACUUACCAGGCGACAUGGCUCAGGGCAGCGGCAAGUCCGUGUUAUUCGUGUGUUUGGGUAAUAUCUGUCGAUCUCCCAUAGCUGAAGCUGUUUUUCGGAAGUUGGUUACUGAUGCUGGAAUAUCUAAAGAGUGGACUAUAGACAGUGCAGCAACGUCAACAUAUGAAAUAGGGAACCCACCGGAUUAUCGAGGGCAAGCCUGCAUGAAGAAUCAUGGCAUCCCAAUGAGCCACACAGCCAGGCAGAUUACAAGCAAUGACUUUCUUUCUUAUGACUAUAUCCUGUGUAUGGAUGAAAGUAAUCUUCGAGAUCUGAAGAAAAAAGGUGGCCAGGUGCAGAACUGCAAAGCUAAAAUUGAACUGCUUGGUAGCUAUGACCCACAAAAAAAGCUCAUUAUUGAGGAUCCCUACUAUGGUAGGGACGAGGAUUUUGAGACCGUUUAUCAACAGUGUGUUCGAUGCUGCAAAUCAUUUUUGGAAAAGUCCUCUUAGCCGCAAGCAUAAGAACAAAAAAAGUGAGACGGAAGACUAAUCUUCAUUUAUUCUCUGCUGUUUCACCAUGUUCAUUUCUUAGCGUUUUACCAGGAAGCCAAACUGCUGUUCCGUACAAAAUGUUGUAAAGAGUUUGUGUUCCUCUGUCGGGGCAUCAAAAUAAUAUUUCCUUCUUUGUGAUUCUAUAAAUAAAGAAGUUUUAAUAUA
Messenger RNA from Xenopus laevis (African clawed frog), 725 nucleotides. RefSeq names its product acid phosphatase 1 L homeolog (gene acp1.L). The coding region runs from base 42 to 518 and encodes 158 amino acids. The record is from RefSeq and is marked provisional. Gene Ontology annotation, molecular function: protein tyrosine phosphatase activity; non-membrane spanning protein tyrosine phosphatase activity; acid phosphatase activity. Gene Ontology annotation, cellular component: cytoplasm. The transcript has 6 exons. Lineage: Eukaryota; Metazoa; Chordata; Amphibia; Anura; Pipidae.